Messenger RNA from Pseudophryne corroboree (corroboree frog), 1111 nucleotides. It is a transcript of the gene ZAR1L, whose product is annotated as zygote arrest 1 like. The record is from RefSeq and is a predicted model, not a curated record. Bases 22 to 939 code for a protein of 305 amino acids. Gene Ontology annotation, biological process: translation. Gene Ontology annotation, cellular component: cytoplasm. The transcript is spliced from 4 exons. NCBI's taxonomy places the organism in Eukaryota, Metazoa, Chordata, Amphibia, Anura, Myobatrachidae.
CUCCCACAGUAUACAGGCUGUAUGAGCGCUAUGGCUGGGUUCAUGUUCGCGCCCUAUAACGCGUAUUCCAGCCAUGGCGGGCGCUAUGGGCCCCCGGCUCCGCAGCUCCCGGCUAGGAACAAGCAGGUGCCCUCCUGGAGAGCCGGCAAAAUCCCCGAGCCCAUGGACUACCUGGACAGCGUCCAGCGGGCCCAGCUGAAAGCGCUCUUGUCCCAGGUGAACCCCAACCUCACUCCUCGGCACCGCAAGGCCAACACCAAAGAGGUCGGGGUGCAGGUGAACCCCCGUGUGGAUGCCGGGGUCCAGUGCUCCCUGGGGCCCCGCACCCUGCGGAAACCAGCGCACCCUGCUGACACCUCCAAAGCGGCUGCCGAGGAGCCCGUGCGCUUCACCCGCCCGGUGGCCGUGUACUCCCCGGUAGUGGCUGGCAGGGUCUUCUCCCUGCCCCAGGGAGGCCGUCCCGCUCGGAAGAGUACGCCGGGUCCUGGCUACAAGCCGUCACCGGAGAGCAAGCCUGGCCAGGAGCCCGCUCCAGAAACUCGAGCUCCGGAGUCAGAGGUAGAGAGUCCCGAGGCUUCCACGGAACAAGGCCUCAGCCAGGAGGAGCAGCAGAAAUCCGCUUUCCAGUUCCUGGAGCAGAAAUAUGGCUACUUCCACUGCAAAGAAUGUAAAACUCGAUGGGAGAGCGCGUACGUUUGGUGCAUUUCUGGAAGCAACAAGGUUUAUUUUAAACAACUUUGUCGCAAAUGCCAAAAGGGAUUCAAUCCUUACAGAGUGGAAGGAAUUCAGUGCCAUGUUUGUACAAAGACUCGUUGCUCCUGUCCACAAAAGAAAAGACACAUAGAUCUGAAGAGGCCUCACCGCCAAGAACUCUGUGGUCGCUGCAAAAACAAAAAGCUCUCGUGUGACAAUACUUACAGCUUCAAAUAUAUUGUCUGAUGUGGAGUACAUCUUGGCCUUUUAAGGAGCAUUAUGUAUAACCACAUAGCACUCUGUAGAAUUACUUGAAUUGGUAGUCCUGUUUGACGAAGCAGUGAAGAAUGGUCUGAAGAAUCAUGUUUUGUAAUGACCUCCUUUUGUAUACAUUGUAAAUAAAGUUUAUCUGACAGUA